UUAUACUGUCAUCUAUUUUUCUAACUUUUAUAAUUAUUCACUGAAGUCUUAUAACAAAGAGGAUCAGAGAGGCUUCACAUGAACCCAGUGACUGCUGAUCUGGGAUUAAACUCAUCCUGCGUGCAUGGAGGCCUGGGCCUUUAUUCCCAGCCACAUAUCUCUGUCCUAGCUCCCAUGGGCAUCCUGGUUCUUGCCCUUCAGGCUCUACCUGCAGGACACUGACAUUCUUGUUAUGUCACCACUUGGUCACAGUUGGGCUGAGAGCGGAGCACAGCCCAGCCUGCCAGUUCCCUGGUGCAGCUCUGCCAGCUUAGCCCAGAGUGGCCCCAUGCAGCCACACAUGCACCAUGAGGUAUCCACUUGUGCCUCUGCUGAAUGACCUCACAACAUAUCCUGUCCUGAUUUUCUGUCUGUGCCUAUCUGUGGGCUUGCUGUUGUUCUUGUUGAUCACCUGGAAAAGGCAACUAGUGACACAACAUUCAGAGGAAAGUGCUCCAGAUUUGUGCUUCAACUGGGAUCCCUGGAGCAAAGGCUCAGCCGACCUUUGCUGGGAGGGGACACUUCAUGGGCAAGAGGAAGAAAGGCUGUCCUGGUGACCUGUUGUGCCAGAUUCAGAUGAUGCAGCUUCAGAUUGUGGCACUGAUGUCUGCAGGAGACAGGUAUAAACUCAGAGCAAGGCCUGAGGAAUGCAGAGAGGAGAUAUCUGAUGGUCUUUGGAUUUGUCAUCCACCUCCACACCUGCUGUCACCUCACAUCUCCCAGGCGUACCCUUAUCUUCUAUCCUGCACCCUGAGACCACAGGCCUGGAAUCCCACAUGCACAUCCAUUAGCUGCCCACCCCUUUGAGCUUGAUUGGCAUCAUGUGGAAAAUGGGGCCAAUCCGUCUUGUUCAUCUCCUGAAGCUGCCAUAACAAAGUUUAUGAGCUGAGUGGUUGAGAAUGAGAGAAACACUGUCUCAGAAUGAUGGAACCCAGGAGUCUGUGUCAAGGCGCCUGCAGGGCUGUGCUCCCUCUGAAAUCUGUCCUUGACUCUUCCAACUCGUUUCAGCUCCAACCUUGACCCUUGAGCCAAUCAGCAAGUCCAAGUUUGGACCAGUCUCAGGCCUGAUGCUGCUAUAUAAGCAGCACUACUCUCACACACUUGGUCUAGAACUGCUCCCUCUGGUGUACUGAUCCCCUUGUGCUGCAGCACAGUCCCUGUUCAAAUAAAGCCUCACUCCAGUGA
Heterocephalus glaber (naked mole-rat) is the source of this 1224-nucleotide messenger RNA. It is a transcript of the gene Adig, whose product is annotated as adipogenin. Gene Ontology annotation, cellular component: lipid droplet; cytoplasm; nucleus. Gene Ontology annotation, biological process: brown fat cell differentiation; white fat cell differentiation. The record is from RefSeq and is a predicted model, not a curated record. Lineage: Eukaryota; Metazoa; Chordata; Mammalia; Rodentia; Bathyergidae.